AUGACAGUUAUUAUCUUUACCCUAGACACUGCAGAAGUAUGUCGCAACACCCGCGAAAGUGGCAGUUCGGAUAAAAAUCUCGAGGAAAGCUCAGAAGACAUCGAGCGGACUUUGAACAACGUCGAGCGCCUGCUACAACAACAACCAGUAGGACUGACAAAAGUAGAAGUUGACCUGCGAGGACUAGCUGCAAAGUGCAUGGGAUACAAUGAAGACGUUCAGAAAGAACUGAAAAGAAUCUCUCCUAAGAAUUCUACGAAACUUGCCGCCUUGGGAUCUACUGUCAAGACUAUGAUGCGACACUGUCCUGACUCGGGAACGACCAGCCUAGGCGAUAACCCAAGACCGCCAGCCACACCCGAUAACGCGAAUACUGAUCUGACCAUUUUGCAAUCUCCACACGGAGAAGAAAGCAAAGAAUCAAACAUCCAUGCUGAUCUAGUGGAAUUGCUACAGAAAGAUGGCGAUUGUCUGUACUGGUUUAACGGGAAGCCCGGGUCCGGCAAAAACACGUUCAUGAAGUUCAUAGAGAACGACAAGCGUACACGAGAAGCGUUAGAAAUUUGGCAUUCACAGUGCGCAAUCAUAUCCCCUUACUUGUGGAAACCUGGAACGGAGGACCAGCGGAGUUUGAAGGGGCUGCUUUGCUCUCUCGUCAAUCAGAUUCUGACUAAUGAGAGGGCUGUUGCCAUUCAGCUCUUGGGCGAAAAGCCAACCCUGAACCACAGGCGCGUUUUGACCGACUGGGAUGUAUGCGAUUUGGAGGAUCUGCUGUUUCGAAUCUUCCAUAACUCGUCUUGCUCAUACCUUGUUCUCUUGGACGGCCUGGAUGAACUUGCUGAGCCCCAUGGAGGGCUGAGCGAGCUGUUCAAUUUGUGGAACAGUCGUCCUGAGUAUAUUUCCACGGUUAAGCUUGCUUCCAAUCCUUUCAUACGUAUGCAGGAUUUGACACGAUCGGAUAUCCACAACUACAUAGCCGACUACCUCAGAGACUUACAACUCGAUCCUGCCAAUGAGCUGUAUCAGAAGAUCCAGAAAGAACUUUUGCACAAAGCGGAGGGCGUUUUUAUCUGGGUGUAUCUCGUUCUGAGAAAUGUCAAGAAGGCAGCACGAUACCUUCAGUACAUCAGGCAGAAAAUCCCCGGUCACGCUCCCGAUAUUGCCCGUCUUUCUCUAAUAGCAAAUGAUGAAACACUGAAGAGGUUCACAAGGCCAAACGGGAUUCCGUGUGUUGAUAAGUGGAAUGAAAUGUGUGAGGAUACAUUCAAAACUCUCAUCCCAGUUUCCGCCAGACUUCUAGAGGCCUUUCACUGGCAAACUGAGCCGAAUUUGGAAAGUCCUCAGUCGGAGGACGAGCUGGCGAAGUGA
Messenger RNA from Penicillium manginii, 1368 nucleotides. RefSeq lists its product as uncharacterized. NCBI's taxonomy places the organism in Eukaryota, Fungi, Ascomycota, Eurotiomycetes, Eurotiales, Aspergillaceae. The transcript has 4 exons. The record is from RefSeq and is a predicted model, not a curated record. Bases 1 to 1368 code for a protein of 455 amino acids.